UGCUGGGCGGUAACGCGCAUGCCCGGAAGUGCGGCGGGAGUGGGACAGUGGAGGGGCCCGGCGUAGAGUGGGGGGCUGCGGGCGCGCGCCCCCAGGGCCGGGCGCCAUGCACUCCCUCGUCUUCCUCUGCGCCCGCCGGCUGGUGAGUCACCGCCCCGGCGCCCGCCGCGCCAUGGACCUUCUCCCCGCCGAGCUCUACCCCGUCCUCUUCCAAGCCGCGUUCCUGGACGGACGGACGUUGGCGUUGCGGGAUUUGGUGGGAUCGUGGCCCUUCCCUGUCCUCAGCUUUCGGCGCUUGCUGGCUCACCGUAACCGUCGUUCGCUCUUUGGGGAAAAAUCCAGCAAAUUAUGUAUCCAGGCCGUUAUCUUGGCCGUCGUGGCGCAUCUCCGCCGGGCGCUGGAGGAGUCCUGCCGCGGGACGAGCGAGAGCCGGUGCCGCCUGCGGGUGCUGGAUAUGACGGGUCUCCAGGACGGUGACACCGACCGCGGCCCGGAGGGGAUGAGUCUUUGGUCCGGCACGGUGGCGUUGGCCAAAGCCUGCAUCGAGGUCUCCAAACACCAAAACGAAUGUUUGAAACGCGGCUCCAAACGGCGCAAAGGUCCAUCUGGCGUUUCGGCAGCACCGCGACCCGUCGGCGUGGAGGUCCGCGCCGAUCUCUUCGUCAACGGCACGUCCUUCAGCGUCCUUCGCGACGCCCUGCAGAUCGCCGCCGCCGCCGGUCCCCUGCGCCUCAAAUGCCGGGAUUUCCACGCCGAGGAGCUUUCCGCCGCUGGCACCGUGAGUUUGCUGGAAUCGCUGGAACCCGCCGGCGUGCGGCGCGUUGAUCUGCGCUUCAACAACCUGGGGCUGGCCGGUCUCUGCGCGGUUUUGCCGCACCUCACCAGAUUCCCCGAUCUCCUCAGCCUGAAGCUGCCCUACAGCAACGUCGACGUGCGGCGGCUCACCGCGGGGACCGACGCCGGCAUCCGGCGCCUCGCCGCGCAGCUGGGGAGGCUGCCGUGCCUCAAGGAGCUCAACUUGGGUUCCUCCAGGCUUUCGGGGAAACUGAGGCAGCUUCUCGGCGACCUGGAGACUCCCCUGGAAAGCCUGGAGCUGGCGUUCUGCUACCUCCUUCCCGGCGACGUCACCUUCCUCUCCCAAAGCCUCCACGCUCCGGUGCUGAAGAAGUUGGACCUGAGCGGCCACGAUUUUUCCGAGAAUCUUCUCCAACCUCUUCGGCAUCUCCUGGAGGAAACCGCGGCCUCUCUCCUCCACCUGGACCUCAUGGAGUGCCGGCUGACGGACGCCCGGUUGGAGGUUCUGCUGCCGGCGCUUUGCCGUUGCUCUCGCCUCCGUUGCCUGGGACUUUUUGGCAAUCCCGUUUCCACGCCGGGACUCAAGACUUUGUUACGGAAAACCGCCGUUCUCCCGGAUUUACAUCUGGUGGUUUAUCCGUACCCCGUGGAUUGUUACAGCCGGGAGCCGACCUGGCCGCCCUCCGCCUCCAGCCGCCUCUUCGAGGACGCGGUGGAUGAGGAACGUUUUGCCGCGGUGAGCGCCGAGCUGCGCCGGAUGCUGGUGAGCUCUGGCAGAGCCGACGCCGUCUGGACCACCAGCCUUUGCCGGCACGGUGCCCUCGACUACUUCGCCUUGUAGCUCGGGCGAAACUCGGAGCCCUCGUCCCACCGACGGCACCCGGCGAACCGGUGUCGCCCAACCCCUCCUUCCUCCCCAAAUUCGGUGUUUCCUCCUCAUCCCGGUGCUUUUCUGUUACCUUCUCCCUUUUGUUGUCGCCGCGUCGCCAGCGUCAGCCCCAACCGGGGGCACCCGGUGCCACCGCUAACGCCCGGCGGUGCCACGCGUCACCGGGACAGCGUGCUGGCUGCGGGCGCAUCGGCAUCCAGGCUCUCCUUAAGCUGAUUAAUUAACGCUGGGAGACCGGUUAAUAAAUUACUGCCGAGGGAGCAGAGUCCCGGCAGAAACCA
Grus americana (Whooping crane) is the source of this 1965-nucleotide messenger RNA. RefSeq names its product leucine rich repeat containing 14 (gene LRRC14). The record is from RefSeq and is a predicted model, not a curated record. The coding region runs from base 107 to 1636 and encodes 509 amino acids. Lineage: Eukaryota; Metazoa; Chordata; Aves; Gruiformes; Gruidae. The transcript has 4 exons. Gene Ontology annotation, cellular component: cytoplasm.